This is a messenger RNA of Oncorhynchus mykiss (rainbow trout), 549 nucleotides long. It is a transcript of the gene cox14, whose product is annotated as cytochrome c oxidase assembly factor COX14. Lineage: Eukaryota; Metazoa; Chordata; Actinopteri; Salmoniformes; Salmonidae. The record is from RefSeq and is a predicted model, not a curated record.
UUUACAAGGAACACCAUCAUCAUGUUGACCACCGCAAAGCGACUCGCCGACUUCGGAUACCGGGGGUUUUCUGCCUCGAUGAUGCUGUUGACACUCUACGGGGGAUACCUGUGCACCAUGCGGGGAUACCGCUACAUGAACAAGCAGAAAGAGCUGCAGGUAGCGGCAGAAAACCAAGACGUGGAGGUCCUCAAGCCAUAGAGGACUGGAACUGAAUAGUUUGUCCACAAAAUCAUGGACAUUUCUGUUCCUCCCAUGGGACUUUUAUGUGAUAACUAUUUGGGUGUGGAAGUUUUGUGUGCCCAGAUGAGUAAAGGAGAAUCUACUCUUCAUUUACUGUCAAGUUCAUAAUUUGUCUGCUUAAAGGAGAAGGGGCAGAGGACUGGAGUUGACUGAAAAAUGGGUUGACUCCUUCCAGCUUAAACUAAAUGUCAAAUCAGUCUCUUAUCAUAACUUGCUCAGAUCAUACUGAAUCAUAGUUUGUGUGGUGGGAUCUUCAAGGUUAUGUACCAACCGUUAAUAUGAAUAAAAACAUCUUACACAAAUAAA